Molecule: messenger RNA, 5453 nt
Organism: Amyelois transitella
Lineage: Eukaryota; Metazoa; Arthropoda; Insecta; Lepidoptera; Pyralidae
Gene: DNApol-zeta
Product: DNA polymerase zeta catalytic subunit
Exons: 20
Coding region: 130-5295 (1721 amino acids)
Biological process (GO): error-prone translesion synthesis; double-strand break repair via homologous recombination
Cellular component (GO): zeta DNA polymerase complex; nucleus
Molecular function (GO): nucleotide binding; DNA binding; DNA-directed DNA polymerase activity
Source: RefSeq, a predicted model, not a curated record
CAAACAGCAAGGAAAGAAAAACCGGAGUUUAAAUAUUUUUAUUAUAUUGAAUGAAACCCAUGUUAAAUAAUCCUAUUAAUUAAUGAAAUGGGUAGAUUAUAAAAGGAAAUAUUUUAAACAUUAUUCAUAAUGAGUAUAGAAGUACGAUCUCGCAGUGGAUCAAAACCAGACUUUUCUGUUAGAAUAACUGUUUGUGACCAUUAUUUAUCCAAACCUAUACCUGGUUUAGAUGUUAUAUAUUCAGAUUUUCGAGGAUCUGAUAUUAAACAGGUGCCGAUCCUUAGAGUAUUUGGUCCCACACCAGAUGGACACAAAGCAUGCCUUCACAUACAUGGUGUGUUCCCAUAUUUUUACAUACCAUGCCCAACAGCGAAUCCGGAGCCACAAUUUAUGUAUCAGAUAGCAGCCAGUUUAGAUAAAGCAUUAAAUAUUGCAUUAAAGCAAGCCACUUCUGCUCAGCAGCAUGUAUAUAAGAUAUCAUUGGUCAAAGGAUUACCUUUCUAUGGAUUUCAUGACAAAGACCAUCUGUACCUCAAAGUGUUUCUAUACAAUCCUGGAUUGAUCAAACAAGCGGUAGAGCUUUGCAGUAAUAGUGCUAUUUUAGGGCAACCCUUUCAGCCCCAUGAGUCACAUCUCAACUUUACACUUCAAUUCUUUAUAGACUUUAAUCUUUUUGGUAUGAGUAAUAUUGAUUUACAAACUGUCAGUUUCCGAAAAACAGGAUUAUCUCAGGACAGUAAUGAGCCAGUGCAAAGUCCUGAUGGCGCAUUCUUAAAACCAGAAAGUUCAUGUUUUUACGAGGCUGAUUGUGUUGCAUGCCACAUUGUAAACCGCCAAAGAAUAGGAAAAGGUGACGGCAUAGAAAACCCAGGUUUGGAAGAAGUAUGGAAUCAAGAAAAGGAAAGACGCCGGCAAUUGAACAUGUCAAUGGCUUCAAAGUCAUUGUCUCAAGGUAGAAUUAAAGCUGAUGAGACGGAGUCUCAUUACAAGUAUGAACAAAUGUUUUUGAUUAAAAUGUCAAAUGAUUUAAAUAAUCCCGUGAAAAUUGAAAAUGAAACUAAAGAGGAUAAGGAGAGGGUAUAUUAUCCUGCUGAAAGUAUGGAAGGCUCACAAUUGUUUGAUGCAGUGGAUGUAAGCAUACAUUUACCUGAUCAGAGACAUUAUGUUAGUCUUAGCGAAACAUUUAGAAAGGAUUUAGAUGAGACUCUUGUUGAAGAUGCAGAUGACACAAUAGUUGAUGAAAACGUUGCUUUGAACUGUAGUUUACAUUACAGUCAAGUAUUAUUUAAUAGUGAAGAUUUAGAGCUGGUUCAUAUGCUACAAGAUAUGGAUGAACAGCCUGUUGAAGAGGACAGCGUAAUGUGCACUCCUGCUGCUGAAGAUAAGGAAGAAAGUGAGAUAGAUGAUAUGGAAUAUUCACAAGUCUUCAAUGAAGAGACUGUGUUGAUGGAGAUUUAUAAGAGUAACGAUGGAAAUGAAUCUUCUUGGAAUGAUUCUUUCUGGGAAGGAGCUAAUAUACCACAAUUAGAUGGAACAUUUGAUGAUGAUCAUGUUAAAAAAGUACGAAAAAGAAAAAUGAGACCAUUAAAAUUGGGAUUAUCAAGGCCUCAAAAGAAAGUAGAUUCUAAUCAAAUGGAUAAUGUUAUCGCAUUAAAUAUUAAUGCAGACUUAAGUGAAGGUGAUGAAGAAAUAAACGCUUCCAGAGAAACUAUAGAUAGUAUAUCUAGUCUUCAUUUAAAAAAAGUGGUUAAGACUGAGCCACAAAGCUUUUCAGAAAAUUAUAAUGACAUACAUAGUGGAGAAUCUAUAGUUGACUUAGUAGACAAAAUAUCCAUAAAACAAAAUAAUAAAUCAAAUGUAGCUGAAUUAUAUGAUUUUAAUAACAAGUUUGAACCGGAAGCUGGUCCAUCCAAAGUAAAUAUUAAAAAUAAUGAAGAAGACGACCCUAUAAAAGACUCGAAUGAUUCGACAUUUAUCGAAAAUUCUAUUGAAUCGUCUUUUGAUAAUAAACAGGGUAUUAUGAGUUUUUAUGACAUGUCCAAAGUAUUUGACAUGUCUUUACAAAAUAAUGAUUGCGAUUUAAUUGAUGAUGAGACUGAAAAUGAAAAUAUGGGUAUUGAGAAAAUAAAUUUAAAUUUCGCUAAGAAUUCAAACUAUACAAAUGAAAUUAAGACAGAGGUAUAUAGUAAAACAAUUAUUACUCCAAAAAUACGGCCUCCAACGAAAAACUACAUACUAACAACUCUAGAAAAGUACGAAAUUCCUAAAGUAAUAAAUUUGCAGCCAUUUUUUUCCGAUCACAAAGAUGUGGGUGACAAAGUAGAAAUAGGACAAAUGAUACUAAAAUUACAAAGUAAUCUAUCAAGAGACCAAAAGCCACUUGGCCGAAUUUUAGAUACAACUAGUAUAGAAGAGUGGCGUCAGUUACUGUUUAUGCAGACUAAUGAAUUAUCUGAAGAUUCUGCUAAACCGGAUGCUCUCAAAUUACUUUUAGCUGGCAAUAGAAAUACUAUAUUACAAGCGGUUAAAAGACCUCUGACUAAGGUUCAAGUGUUAAAAGAAAUUGAAGAAAACAAAGUGCAUAAUAAAGUAAAUUUUGGUAAUAAUAAUGAAAUUAGUAAAAAUUUAGAUGAUCUUGAGAAUUCGCAAGCAAUAGGAUUAAAUGAAGAUGAAAUCAAUAGCAGUAUUAGUUUAGAAACCGAGGAAAAACAAAACGAAACUAAUACGCUUCAAGUGACAAUGCAGCCAGAUGGUUCUUUUCUAUGUUUUGGUGGUUCUGAAAAUCAAAAAGAAGACACCAUGGAGAGUCCUGCUGUUGAUGUGGAUUUUCUAACGGUAAUGCUAACAGAAGUCCACACAUCUGUAAGAGGAGAGCUACAUCCUGACCCCUUGCUAGAUCCAAUUCAAGCAGUAUUCAUCAUGAUCACCAACGACUGCCCUCCUGACCAUUUCCUUUCGAAAUCUAUUACACAAAUAAUAGGAGUGGACAAUGUGACUCCAAAAAUAUUAGACAGAUGUAUUUUUAAUACUGAUGUUACUUACGUGAAUAAUGAAAACGAACUACUAGAAUUGCUGAUUGAAAUAAUAAAGAAACACGAUCCAGACAUUAUGUGCGGUUACGAAAUAGAGAUGAAUUCUUGGGGUUAUAUUUUGGAGAGGGCGCAAAUCCUUGGCUUGGAAAUGGUUAGAGAAAUUUCUAGGAUUACCGAGAAGCAUAGACAGAAGAAGUGGAGGGGGCAAGAUAACGAAAUGGAUGGUAAAAUUAUUGGCAGAAUUACUUUUAAUGUGUGGAGGUUGUUCCGCCAUGAGUUGGCUCUGUCAAGUUAUAGUUUUGAGAACUGUAUGUAUGAGGUGUUGAAGGAAAGAGUACCGAAGUAUAGUUACAAGCAGUUGGCGAAAUGGUGGAGUCACGAGUCGAGGAUAUUGAGGUGGAUUCCUGUGGAAUAUUAUAUGACGAGGCUCACGGGAACUGUGAGGAUGAUGGAGAAGUUGGAUAUCAUCAACCGCACAUCAGAACUAGCCCGUCUGUUCGGGCUGCAAUGGUGGGAGGUGCUAUCUCGAGGGUCCCAGUUCAGAGUGGAGUCGCUCAUGUUAAGGGCGGCUCGACCACUCAACCUCAUCGCGUUAUCGCCAACGGUCAAGCAGAGAUCGGUUAUGCGUGCGCCUGAGUGCUUGCCGCUUAUAUUUGAACCAGAGUCACGCUUCUACUCAGAUCCAGUCAUAGUGCUAGACUUCCAGAGUCUGUAUCCAUCUAUGAUGAUUGCAUACAACUACUGCUUUUCCACUUGCAUCGGACGGGUGCAACAUAUAAACGGAGACUCAGCCUACGAAUUCGGCGCUUGGCGCCUUCGGAUCCCCAAAGCAAAACUCGAAGCCCUAGUGAAAAAUGGGCACGUGCACUGGUCACCAGUGGGCGUGGGCUUCGUCAAGUCUGCAGUGCGGCGGGGAGUGCUACCAGCGUUGUUGAGAAGGAUCUUGGCGGCGAGGCAAGCUGUGAAGAAGAGUAUGAAGAUGCAAACUGAUGAAGCCGUUAAGAAGGCUAUGCAUUCGAGGCAAUUAGGUCUGAAGUUAAUAGCAAACGUGACAUAUGGGUAUACCGCGGCUAACUUCAGCGGCCGGAUGCCGUGCGUCGAAGUGGCUGACAGUGUGGUGUCAAAGGGGCGGGAGACAUUAGAGCGUGCUAUACAACUCGUACGCAAAGGUUCUUGGAACGCCAAGGUGGUGUACGGAGACACAGACUCGAUGUUCGUGGUAGUGCCGGGCGGCACGAGGGCGGAGGCCUUCGCCGUCGGCCAGCAAAUCGCUGACGCCGUCACAGCGGACAAUCCUUCGCCUGUCGCUCUCAAAUUGGAGAAGGUAUACCAACCAUGCAUACUGCAGACAAAGAAGCGGUACGUCGGCUACAUGUACGAGAGCCCCGACCAAGAGACGCCGGUGUACGAAGCCAAGGGCAUCGAGACUGUACGCAGAGACGGCUGUCCUGCAGGCGUCAAGCUUCUCCACCGUGCUCUAUGCGAGCUAUUCUCAACGGGCGACAUGUCUCGCGUCAAACGCUCGGUGGUGUCGCUACUGUCGCGUCUCGCCGACGACUCGCUUCCCAUACAAGAUCUGUUCUUCUCAAGGGAAUAUCAUGGACCUAAUGGGUAUAGACCCGGCGCUGUGGCUGUGCCCAAUGAGAUUGCUAAACGAAUCGCCGCCACGGACCGUCGCGCAGUGCCCCGGCCCGGCUGGCGAGUGAGGUGGCUGGUGUCGGCCGGGGCGCCGUGCGCGCCGCUGGUGAAGCUGUCCCGGAGCCCCGAGGAGCUGUCCCGGAGCGGGGCGCGGCCCCACGUGCUUUACUAUGCCACUAGGGUGCUGUUACCGCCGCUUCACCGCUGCUUGUCUCUGUUGGGAGUCGAUGUUCUUAAAUGGUGGUGUGAACUAGGCUACGGUAGGACCGCUAACCAUCACCGCCACGCUAUAACAAGCGGCAUCGCUCGCUAUAUGUGGCGAUAUCGCUGCGCUAUAUGCGGCGCUCGCGGCAACCGAGCGGUCUGCGCGGAUUGUUCCAGAGAUAAGGGCGCGCAACCAGUGGCGGCGGCGAUGGCAGCGAGGCUGAAUAUAGCUAAUACUCAUCUGCGGUAUUGCGCUAUGAUCUGCAGCUCGUGCACGGGCCACACAGAGCCCAGCAGUUGCGAUAACACAGAAUGUCCGGUGUUGUGGCGGCGAGUCACCGCGCAGGAAAAACUAGAUGACGUCAGGGAUGUGGUUACCAACUUACCGGCGCAGUUUUGUAGGGAGAGCCUUAAUUUUUAAAAAUUAAAUCAAGAACUGUCAUUCUUACAACAUAAUAUAGUGAACUCAUAGUCAAGUGAAGUGAAGAUGUCUCACUUUAAGAUCGCGUUAUGUAUCUUAUAUUGUUAUUUUAAUUUUGCAAGGUAAUAUAUUUUUAUCAUAAGUUUUAAUUUGUUAUU